CUUGCGGACAUUUUAGUUCGAGUGGGGCGUCCGCGAGCGAGCAGCGAGUUCGCUUCGGCGCGUGAGCCAACAGGAGCAACAGCACACACACACACACGUUCGGGACUGUCGAUUGUGUCCAGCCGAGGAGCGUGUGCCUUCUAGCCGCAGGAGCAGCAGCCGUAGACGGCUGGGCAGCCGCAGCGAUGACCACCAGCCGGCCCCCGGCGGGCCACAACCACCCCUGAGCGAAAGAGGGAAAACACCCCCGCGGCCGGCUCCCCCCGAGAGCAGGAAAAUGGUCCAGUGGCAGCAGCAGGCACCCCUCUGGCGCCAAAAAGCACAACUUUUCUUCGCCCUGUUGCUGACGCUGCAGGCGGCGAGCACGCAGCCGGCCGAGGUGGGUUCUGCGGAGCAGGAGGUGGCACAGCACUGCCUCCGUGAGGGGCCGCGGCUCACCUGCGAGGGCCAACUGCCGGUCGCCCCCGGUCCCGAUGUCGUCGACGUCCGCCUCAACGAUUGGCCGGAAAUAAUCUUCGACCCGAGGCUGCUGGGCGCGAGCUUCGGGCACGUCAAGAACCUCUCGAUUCACGGAGAGCCGAACACAAUCCGCCGCUUCACCCACGUUUUCCCCGCCGGGCUGGGCCUGCAAAUGCUGAAUAUUUCGCAUCUCGGUCUGGUCAGCCUGGAGCCGGCAGGCCUUUUCGACUACCUGGCCGCCUCGCUCACCGUGCUUGACGUUUCGCACAACCAGCUGCACUACCUCGCACACACCACCCUCACUCCGCUGCUCAACCUGAGGCUCGCCUAUUUCGAAGGGAACCCCUGGAAGUGCACUCUGGAGCUGUCAUGGCUGCUGAACGCGUCUCAGACGUCCCUGCUGACCGACCUUUCCACCUGGGAGUGCGGUCCAUCGUACCAGGGCAAAUCCGUGCUGCCCGUGUUGCAGAUGCAGCGCACCUUGAGCUCGCAGUGCCCCAGCAAGACGCCGUACAACUGCAGUUGCACCCUGACCAACGUGGUGCCGGCCAUGAAACCCGGCGGCGGCGUCCUCUCAGAUCAGCUCUUCCCAGUCAUCACGGUCAACUGCACCGCCAGAGGCCUGUACAGGGCGCCACCCUACCUCCCAGCCAACACAACCACGCUCAUCCUCUCAAAAAAUAUGAUCUCGGACGUGCGGCCACUGGCCAUGAACCCCUACUACCGGCAGGUGAAAGACGUCUAUCUGGACAGCAACCAAAUCCGCAGCAUCGCCACCCUCGAGGGUACAGACUGGCUCACCACCUGCCGCGUCUUCAGCUUAAGAAACAACUUUCUCUCGCAGAUUCCUGUGUACGCCAUCACCAAUGGAUUGGGCAAGAAUAAAAAUUUGGCCCAGCUUUUCCUCGGCAACAACCCCUGGGUAUGCGACUGCAUGUUCACGCCUGGGUUUCAGGACCUCCUGGCGCAAUACCAAUCGGUGAUAAAGGACGCGGGCGACAUCAGAUGCGCGCUGAGGGAAGGAGACGAGAACUCGCUGCAGCCAGUUCCGCAGAUUCGGCAUCUUUCGCGCAGUUUGCUUUGCCAGGAGCCGAAGGGCGGACUUUCAGGGCUGGACAUCUUGAACGUCUCGCUGGCGCUGUGCAUCAUGCUGGUGCUGGGCAAACUGGCUUACGACUACUGGUCUUUCAAGACCUCUGGCAGGCUACCCUGGUUGGUCGCCAAAAUGCCGUGAAAAACUAUUUCAUAAACUAUUGUUGUGUUUUUACGAAAGGAGAAGAAGACGACGAAGGAAACAGUGCUGUGCGCAAAGUAUUUACUUAAGUGUGUAAAAAUUGUUAAGAGAAAGGGUCAUUUUUUAUUUUCAAUCCAUAUGUGUGUACAUAAUGUAGUCAUGAAACUGCUGAUGUAAUGUUGGUGUAUGUAGUUUCUUUAAUUUAUACAUGUACUGAGCAGAUGAUGUAAAAAAGAAUGAAAAAUCUUCAAAACAAACAAA
Messenger RNA from Cloeon dipterum, 1954 nucleotides. It is a transcript of the gene swi2, whose product is annotated as Protein singed wings 2. The transcript has 8 exons. The record is from RefSeq and is a predicted model, not a curated record. NCBI's taxonomy places the organism in Eukaryota, Metazoa, Arthropoda, Insecta, Ephemeroptera, Baetidae. The coding region runs from base 278 to 1693 and encodes 471 amino acids.